This is a messenger RNA of Lucilia cuprina (Australian sheep blowfly), 6466 nucleotides long. RefSeq lists its product as uncharacterized. The transcript is spliced from 4 exons. The record is from RefSeq and is a predicted model, not a curated record. Lineage: Eukaryota; Metazoa; Arthropoda; Insecta; Diptera; Calliphoridae. The coding region runs from base 302 to 2779 and encodes 825 amino acids.
UAUUUGUCGGCGUAAGGCUCUGUCAAACAUACAAUAAAGUCAAAGAGUGCUGCGGCUGAAAAGAAAAAAAUAUUUUGUGAAAUAUUUAUUUAAUAUUUUAAAUAAAUCAGAAAAAAUAAUUAACAAAUAUUUACCAUUUAAAAGCCAGUGCUAACGGCAUGACAUAUUUAAAAGAAAGAAAAUACAAACGGAAACCAAAAAUUGUGUGAGAAAAAAUAAUUCUGUGAAGAAAACAAAACGGCCUGAGAAAAAAAGUAAAGAAAAGAAGAAAAAAAAACUUAAAUAAUUCUUAUUGUAUAUUAUGAAUGAAGACGACAAUAAAAUUAGUGCGAGUGUUGUGAAUGAUCCUCAUCAGCAGCAGUCAAGUGGUAUAAGUGCAUGUCAGAAAAGAAAUCUAAUACGACUGCUGCGACGGUCACGAUCGUCGGCAACCUCAAUGCCUGCAGCACCCCUGCAGGUGGACACCAAUAAUGAAACGGGGCCGGAACAGCAACAACUGCUAAAUGCUGCCUUCAAACAUCAUGAUACCAAGACAGUGCAGGCAACAAAAAAUAAUGUUUCCGGCAAAACGGACGUACCGCCGACUACGACGGUGUGCAAUAUGUGCUGUCGCAAGGACGAAGUUUGUGUUAAUCUGCAAAAUAGUCAUGCAACCGUAUUGACUGUCAGUGAUAUUACGAGACUGCCAAGUUGGGAUAUAAGACAAAUUUUAGCUGCCGUCUGUUCUCGCUGCUUAGUUUACAUUGGUGCUAUAACCGAAUCAUCUUCAAAACUACGUAUGCGUUGCGAGCAGGCUAUGCACAGCCAGAGUGUUGUUUUAGCCCCACCUACACCCGAUACUAGUCCCAAUAAUUUUCUACAAGUAACCACAACAUUGCUGGAUGAUACAGCCGAUCACUCGAAUAAUGUACAACCACAGCGUAAUUGUUAUGCUCCCGGUUAUUGUGAUGAUACAGUUAAUGAUUUGUCCUUACCGCUUGCCACUGCAUCACCUCCUGCCCCUAAUCUAUUAACGAAUCAAACAUUUGAUGCCAUAUCAAGAUCUCCCACGCCCACUAAUGCCGGACAUGAUUCAAUGUUAAGAAUACAUUAUGAACGUCCCGUUUCCCCUCUAAAUACCGAAUCAGGUGGAGGUGGUAAAAAUAAUAAACGCAGCUAUCAGCGUGUACAGGUAAUACCCGUCCAAAUGAUAUGUUCACACUGUAAUCGUGCCUACUGGCGCAAGGAUUACUAUCGCAAACAUAUGCGUCGCUGUAGCGCUAAAUAUCGUUAUGCCAAAUCAAUGAUGCCAACACGUUCACGCAGUGCCAGUCGCUUAGAAUUGGAUGCCAUAUCUGUGGCCUCGGAGGGAAAUGAACGUGUCACCUGCUCGAAUCAGCCACGUACAUAUCGUUGUAAUAUUUGUACGGUAACAGUAGAAAAUAUAGGUAAAUUACGUCAACAUAAACGUAUACAUUUGCCACGUUACUACUGUGACAUCUGUAGCGGUGAGUAUACUUCACAAAAUGAAUAUGAUUUUCAUCGUGUGGAGUGUAUGGCCAAAAAGGAAGUUUUUGAAAAAGGUUUAGAAGACAUAAGAAAUGAAGUUAAAUCACCGGAAUUAAAACCGGCCAGAAGACGGACACGCUCUUAUUCAAAGGCAGCUUCAGUAGCUCCCAGUGUAACAUCUUCCAAGGCGGAGGCAACUAAAAAAGUUAAAAUAGGCAAAAGAGGUAGACCGCCUAAAAUUAAGCCAACCGAACAGUGUGCAACAGCAAACGAUGAUGGUCAAUCUACUAUAACAAAUUAUGUUAAAAGGCACAAACAUCUUUAUACCAAUGAGGCAGAAAAUGAAAGUAACAAAACGACUUUACAACUAAAAAAGGAACAUAAACUUCUUAAUACUAAAGACAAAGAAAAACUAGAGGAAGAACAGAAUGAAGAUGAUGAUGACGACGAAGACGAAGAUGACGAUGUCUCCCAGGCAGAUACAUUGUAUUCAAAACGUUUAUCUUUCACCAAUCACUGGGUGGAAGAGCACAGUAUAAGUUCACAUAGUCAUUUAUCGCAGAGCGAUAAUUAUAUUGAUGAAUAUAUGGAAGAUAUACCAUUUCGUUCUCUUAAGGAAUAUGAUCUUUAUUUACUUGAACGCUUAAAAAUUGAGGUGAGACUUAACUCUUUAACAUGUUUUGUGCCAGAUUGUAGAUUCACCUGCACCACUCUUAAUGACAUGAUGGUGCAUGAUUAUAUAUAUCAUUUUAAAAAGCCUUGGUUUUAUUGUCACAAAUGUGGCUAUUGUUUUACCAGCAAAGUAUUUCUAGACUAUCAUUUGGAUUUGCAGAAUAAAGGACGUUAUGUUUGCUACAAAUGUGGCGGUCACUUUGAAUAUCAACAUCAAUUAGAUCGUCAUCUAAUACAACACAAUCGACUGAGCCGUAAUGGUGGCGAAAAAUAUAUUUGUCAUUGUUGUAAUUUCAAAUUCUUAGACGAGGAUAAACUUUUAAAACAUUGUCAUUAUGAAAAUCAUGAUUGGAAUACCAAAAAACAUACCAUUGAAAUUGAUCAUACUAUGACGAUCUCUAAUAAAGUACCGUCGUUGCAAAAGAACAAUAAAGAUCGUAAGAAUAAAAAAUAUCAAGUUAAAAUACUCAAUAUGGUAUUACAACCGAUGCCUUCAAAACGUUGUAUACCCAUGGAAAAAUAUCGUUUACAUUUACCGCCUCAUCUGCGUAUACCCAAUCGUAUUGGUCAAGUUGAAUUUCGUUAUCCCUCAAAUCCCAAUUGUGUGGGUUGUUUAUAGCGUCCAUAUAAAGGCAAGUAUAAUGCUUAAAUUUGUUUAGACUUUGUUUUUUGUUGUUUAUAUUUUUUUCUAUUAAGAUUUGUUUAAUUUAAUACUAUAGUUUGUAAUUUAGAAUUUGCCGGCAGAUUAUUUAUAUAACUCAUUUGUUUGUGUUUAAAAAUUUAUACAAAAUGUAUUUUAAUGAAGUUUUUCAUAUUUCAAUAUUUUUUUAAAUUAAAGCAUUCAAAUAUUAAAACUAUUUUGUUUCCUUAGAAAUUUUGAUGUUUUUUAAUAUUUUCUUUUUAAAAUUUAUCAGUAAAGUUAACUUAUUUUAAUCAGACCGAGCAAAUAAUGAUGUUGUUUAAUUGUGUAAUUUCGUUUGAAAAAAGUAGAAAAUAAGAUUUUAACAUACAUAUUCUCGAAAAGUAACGCAUUUAUCAUAUUUAAAUCACAAAAUAAAAAUGGAAAUUUUAAAGCACACGCUUUCAUUCUCAACAUUUAAAAUUUACUACAAGUCCAUUUAAUUUUUUAAUCUCAAAUAUCACAAUACAAAUAGGUCUUGUUGAAUAUGUAAGAUCAAAAAAGUGUUUCGAUGUCAAAUUUAACAAAUUUUAAAAAUUUAAAAAAGAUGGAGAAAGUUCAAUUGUUGUAUAUUUGCUAAUCUAUAUACUGAUCUAUAAUUUGAUCUAUAUACAGAAUGGACUCUGACUAAUCUAUGAACUGAACUGUAAACUGAUCUAUGGACUAGUUUAUUGUCUGAACAUUAGACUGAUGAAUAAAUAGUCUGUAUAUACUGAUCUGUUAAAUUUUGAUCUAAUCUAUAGAAUUGUCUAUAGUAUGAUCUAUAUAAUGGCAUAUAAUCUAAUGUAUACACAGCUUUAUAGAUUGAUCUAGAGUCUGAUAAACAGACGCGACUUUUGUCUCAUCUUUAGACUGAUAUAGAAUUCUUUAUAAUAUGAUCUACUUACAGAUCAGUAGAAUGAUAUAUAGAUGUAUAAUAUGACUGGAUAGUCAGGCUUAUAAUCUGAUCUAUCUGAUCUUGUCUAUAGUCUGAUCAGCAGCCUGAUCUAAAGAUUAAUCUAUUGUCUGAUCUACUAGAGAUAUACUAGUCUAUAGUCUAAACUAAAGAAUAGUCUGUAAUAUACUCCAAAGAUUGGUCUAUAGAUUAGUUUAUAAUAUAAUUUAUAGACUAAUCUAUAGCCUGGUCUAUGAACUAGUUUAUAGGCCGAUCUUUAGACAGAUAAGUAAUCUGACCAAUUAUCCUACCUAUAGACAGGUGAAUAGUCUCUUAGGACUGCUCUAUUCAAUUGUUGAUCUAUGAUCUACUUACAUAUCUUCAUACUGUAUAGUUGUCUAAUUAUUAAGGCUCAUAGUCUGAUCUAUUGAUUGAUCUAAAGUCUGAUAUACAGACCGGUCUAUAGUAUGAUCAGAAGUCUGAUCUAAAGAUUAAUCUAUUGUCUGAUCUACUAGUGAUUUACUAGUCUAUAGUCUAAACUAAAGAAUAGUCUGUAAUAUACUCCAUAGAUUAGUUUAUAAUAUAAUUUAUAGACUGAUCUAUAGCGUGAUUUAUAGGCUGAUCUUUAGACUGAUCAGAAAUCUGAUCAGUAAACUAACCAAUUAUCUUAUCUAUAGACAGAUGAAUAAAUCUAUAUACAUGUAUGUUGAUCUACAUGUCUAUAUACUAAUCUGUAGUGUGAUCUAUAGAAUGUUCUAUAGUAUGAUCUAUAGAAUGUCUUGUAAUCUGAUGUAUACACUGCUUUAUAGUCUAGUAAGCAGACUGAACUCUUGGCUCAUCAUCUUUAUCAUAUUAUCUACAAACAGAUCUGUAUAAGACUUGACAUACUGAUCUAUAGUAUGGUUUACAAUCAAAUAUAUAGACUUAUGUAUAGACUGAUAUAUAAAGUGGGGUAUAAUCUGAUCUAUGUAAAAAUCUAAAGUCUUAUAAUCAGACGGGACUAUAGUCUGAUCAAUAGACUAGUUUAUUGUCUGAGAAAUUGUCUGAUUUAAAGACUAGUCUGUAUUCUGAUCUGUAUUCUCAGUAACCUUAUAACUUCUUUAUAAUAACAUCUACAAACAGGUCUGUACUCUGAUCUAUUUAAUCAUAUAUAACAUGAUAUUAAGCCUGAUCUAUUGUAUGGUUUACAAUCUAAUAUAUAGACUUAUCUAUAGACUUAUAUUUAAACUGGUCUAUAGUCUGAUCCAUAAAAAUAUCUAAAAUCUUUUAAUCAGACUCGACUAUAGUCUGAUCAAUAGACUAGUUUUUAGACUGGAAUAAUCUGAUCUAGAGUCUGAGCAAUCGUCUGAUCUAAAGACUUGUCUGUAGUCUGAUCUAUUCACCCGUCUAUGGCCAAUAAGCUUAUACCUUCUUCACAAUAACAUCUACAAGUAUGUCUGUCCAUUGAUCUAUUAAAUCAUAUAUAACAUGAUAUAAAGCCUGAUCUAUAGAUUGAUAUACAUAUCUAAAAUCUGAUAAUCGGACUAUAGUCUGAUUAACAGACUGGAAUAAUCUGAUAUAGACACUAAGCAAUUGUCUAAUCUAAAGACUAGUCUGUAGUCUGAUCUAUAUACUAGUCUAUGGCCUAUAACCUUAUACAUAUUUAGAUGGAUGAGUAGUGUGAACUAUAGACUGGUCGGUAGUCUGAUGUAAGUAUAUGUACAGGACCAUUGUUGAUCUAUAAACACAUCUAUAUCUGAUAUAUAAACUAUAUUCUGUUCUAUAGAAUUGUCUAUAGUUUGUUUUAUAGACUGAUCUAUAAUUUGUUAUACAGACUAUAAAUCAGACUAUAUUCUAAUCUAUAGAAUUGUCUAUAGUUUGAUCUUUUACAAGUCCUUAUCUGAUUUGAUCUAAAAACUGGGCUACAGUCUAAUCUACAACCCAGUCUAUAAAAUGUUCUAUAGUCUGAUCUUUAGGAUGAUCUAUAGACUGUCUUAUAGUCAUUUCUGUAGUUUGAUCCAUAGGUGGUUCAAUAUAUUCACCCCUAUUGUCAAUUGAAGUGAAAAGUUUGUUCCUUUGAAAUUUUCAUUUUCCUCGAAGGAAAUAUUGCUAUCGUGAACUUGUUGUAAACAAUUCAUUCACAAUAGUUGAUUUUGUAUCGAACAGCUGUUCAAUAUUUACAAAAUUCCAUCAACAAAUUUCACAACAGGCGAAUUUUUCUUCACGAUAAUAAAGUUAGUGAACGAAAAAAGUGAAAAGGGAAAAAUAUUUCAUGUGAAAUGAUGAUUGACGAUAGGGGUCAUUGAUCUAUGGUCUGACUUACAGACAUUUCUAUAGCCUAAAUAUUUGCUUAAGCGUUAAUGCCAUUGUCUAGCACCUACGUAACUGUUCUUCUUUUAGAAUUCAAAUAGUUCUGAAAAAAAUGAUUAUAUUGGUGAUUCUUGCUCGAAAUUAUUUCAAUUUCGUUUUGGAAUAAAAUACAAAAGUUGCCUCACUUGCGUUUUAGGUUUAAAAGCUUCUUAUCACACUGUUUUUGUUGUUUUCUUUUAAGAUAAUAAUGCAACUAAUAAAAAUAGUUUUAAAAAAUACUCAGAAAAAGUAAAAAAGUUUUUUUUUUUUGUUUUUAAUAAAUUUAUAAUUUAAACAAGUUUUUUUUUAGUUUAAAGUUACCCAAAUACUUAAUAUGUUCCUUUAUAUAAUUAUUGUUUUAUAAUUAAUAAUUAAAUGCAAAACUAAAUGAAAUAAUUAUUAAAAAAAAACGAAAACAUUUUGUA